GGAAUGGCACAUGAAUUCCAGCACAAAAAUCCCGCUCGACUUGAUUGGCGAUCGCAUAUAUUUAUUCGCCCGUGGCACACAACUGCGUCUAAAAUCUCUUCAGUCGACACGGGUCAAGCGCACACACUGGACUGUCAGAAGGAAGGAAUAAUUUUUUUCCAAGAAGAAACAUCAUUUUUUUUCUCUUUUUUUAAAGAUAAGAUGCCUCUUCAUUCGAGUAUUAUACCCGACGAGGCGGUCUUUGCUGACUUCAGAAAGCAGUGUUUAUCCACGGACAAUUGGGUGAACAAGUAUGACAGCAAUGGGAUGCAAGUGUGGGUCGAAAUUCCUCCAAAUAAAGGAAAUCAAGGGUCUAAAGUCCACAACAUCAAGUGUAAAAUGAUAAUCAAAGACGUAUCAGCAGCCACCAUGUACGAUGUCCUGCAUGACGGCCAGUACCGCAAGGAAUGGGACCCAGCCAUGUUGGAGAGUUUUGACAUCGCCCGGCUCUCUGCGAACGCUGAUGUGGGCUACUAUUCAUGGCUUUGCCCAAAGCCAAUCAAGAACAGAGAUGUGGUGAGCCUGCGUUCGUGGCAGGUGAUGGAUGACGAGUACAUUAUCAUUAACUUCUCAGUCAAACACCCGAAAUACCCUCCUCGCAGCAACCUUGUGAGGGCUGUUUCCAUCCUCACUGGCUAUCUGAUCAAGCCCCUAGGACCAAAUAGCUGUUCUUUCACAUACCUUUCACAAGCUGACCCCAAAGGUUCUCUUCCGAAGGUUGUGGUUAACAAAGCUUCCCAAGUACUCGCUCCACGGGUCAUGCAGAGUGUACACAAGGCGGGACAGAACUACCCAGAGUGGAAACAGAAGCACUCUCCCGACCUGAAGCCCUGGUUGUACCCAGAGCAGAGCACCCUGCCCAUAAUGGACCCUGCCGAGCUGUCGAUACAGAGAGCAGACUCGCUAGAAAACGUGGAUGCUCAGAACAGUGAGGACAGCAGUUAAAUCACAUCGAAAUGACGUGAGGAAGGUUGAGGCACGGAUUGUAUACACUCAAAAAUUCAUAUUUGAGACCUUCAGCACUGUGUGAUUUAUCCAGUUUCAGAAAUCACUGUGCCUUUUUGGGAUGAGCAAGAGCAUGAAGUGUUUACAGCACAGAUCAAGUUGCCAUUCACCUGACUCCAGGCUGAACUAAGCUAAACAUGUUUCCAGUGUUAGCCACCGCGCUGUUUUUUACUUUUAUGUCAUGGUUACAGCACUAAAUUUACAAUGCACAUGAACAAAUUUGAAGAGGAAAUGAAGUGUAGUUGUCUGCUAGUGGCUCUUUGCAAGUGACCGUGAAAGAAAAUUUGUCAGUGGUGAAAGUAGUGAAGUGAAAUGACCACAUUCAUAAACCCCACAUUCCUGAUUUUUCUUAAUUUUUUUUAAAUAAAUGAAUUGCUUGUUUUAGCGUAGCUUUUUAUUUUUUUUGUUGAAUGUAAGGAAACACUUAAUAGUGAGGUUUUUAUUUUGUUAAAUCACAUUAAUUUGGCUAGUUACACCAUUAUAUUUAAAACAUGUUAAUAGGGUAACAUGAAAUCUAUUAUGCUGUAAGGUUCUGGGUUUGUGCAGCAGCUCUGGGUGUCGACCUUGAAUCUGUUAAAAUGCAAAGAUUAAUUGAAUGUAAAACAAAAAAAAACUUAAACCUAAUGUGAACAUUUUAUUACUGUUUAAUUUUAUUUAGUCAUGAUAACUGUGCUUUAUUUCCAUCUUUAAUGUGUAACAU
This is a messenger RNA of Micropterus dolomieu (smallmouth bass), 1744 nucleotides long. It is a transcript of the gene stard14, whose product is annotated as START domain containing 14. The transcript is spliced from 6 exons. Gene Ontology annotation, molecular function: lipid binding. The record is from RefSeq and is a predicted model, not a curated record. The coding region runs from base 4 to 984 and encodes 326 amino acids. Lineage: Eukaryota; Metazoa; Chordata; Actinopteri; Centrarchiformes; Centrarchidae.